Molecule: messenger RNA, 810 nt
Organism: Ascoidea rubescens DSM 1968
Lineage: Eukaryota; Fungi; Ascomycota; Saccharomycetes; Ascoideales; Ascoideaceae
Gene: GRX1
Product: dithiol glutaredoxin GRX1
Exons: 1
Coding region: 98-409 (103 amino acids)
Biological process (GO): cellular response to oxidative stress
Cellular component (GO): nucleus; cytoplasm
Molecular function (GO): glutathione disulfide oxidoreductase activity
Source: RefSeq, a predicted model, not a curated record
AACAAGAGGCAUGGACGUUGCAGUGGCUCUCUUCACAAUCAUCCUUCUCUUUUAUUUCUUUAGUGCAAUCAACAGCAGGUAUACCAGCAGUUCCAAAAUGUCUUUCUCCAAAGAAGUCUUGACCAAAGUCCAAAAUCUCAUCAACUCAAAUCACAUUUUUAUUGCCUCAAAGACAUACUGUCCAUACUGCCAGGCUACUCUACAGACCUUUGACGAUUUGAAACAAAAACCUUAUGUAUUGCAAUUGAACAAAAUCAGCGAUGGUAGCGAGAUUCAAAGUGCUUUAAAGGAAAUCACCAACCAAUCUACUGUUCCAAAUAUUUUCAUUGAUGGUAAACACAUCGGUGGUAACUCUGAUUUGCAACUGUUGAAAUCAAGUGGAAAGUUGGAAAGAGUUUUAAAAUUAUAGAUCAUUACCGAUGUAUUCAUAAAUUCAUAGGUUUUUAUAUUAUUAUCUAUAAAUUACAAAUUAUAUAUUUCACAUUUCACAUUUCACAUUUCACAGUGGGUAUAUAUUUUCCAGAAAGUCUCGUUUAAUCCACACUAUUUAUUCAUAGUACAAGUUCAACCCUAUUUAAUGUAGGCAGUCCAAAUGAAAUACAAGUAAAAUGCAAAUUGAAUGCAUAGUAAACAAAACCUAACUUCAUUACUUCAUUUUUAAUCCACAUUAAAUAAUCAUUUUUCUAUUUCCCGAAAGUUUCUUCAAGUUCCCUUUAGCUUAAUAAUCACAAACUGUAUUUGGUUUUAAUAAGUUAAACAUCGUAGGCACUUCCUAUUUGGUGAUAACUUUGUGCUGGGCUCCCAUUGGUC